Phlebotomus argentipes is the source of this 492-nucleotide messenger RNA. It is a transcript of the gene RpL30, whose product is annotated as large ribosomal subunit protein eL30. Gene Ontology annotation, molecular function: structural constituent of ribosome; RNA binding. Lineage: Eukaryota; Metazoa; Arthropoda; Insecta; Diptera; Psychodidae. The record is from RefSeq and is a predicted model, not a curated record. Gene Ontology annotation, cellular component: cytosolic large ribosomal subunit. The transcript is spliced from 4 exons. Bases 107 to 451 code for a protein of 114 amino acids.
CAUGCAAGUUUGUAGUUUUCGUUUCAGCACCGCGAGGGCGCUUCGGUCUUUCUAUUCUAAAAUCUUGUCGACUGAAGAGCCGCUUUUAGUGCAAAAACGCUGAAAAAUGGUUACACAGAAGAAGCAGAAAAAGGCUUUGGAGAGCAUCAAUGCUCGUCUGGCCCUCGUGAUGAAGUCCGGCAAGUACUGCCUGGGAUACAAGCAGACACUGAAGACACUGCGCCAGGGCAAGGCUAAGUUGAUCAUCAUCGCCAACAACACUCCUCCUCUGAGGAAAUCCGAGAUUGAAUACUACGCCAUGCUGGCCAAGACGGGCGUUCAUCACUACAGUGGCAACAAUAUCGAACUGGGAACUGCCUGUGGUCGCUACUAUCGCGUCUGCACACUCUCCAUCACUGACGCUGGAGACUCGGACAUCAUUCGCACCCUCCCGGAGACCCAAACGCAGUAAAAUGUGUCUCUUGGAAGUGUGAAUAAACCUGAGAAAAACAA